Zingiber officinale is the source of this 1541-nucleotide messenger RNA. Its product is annotated as RGG repeats nuclear RNA binding protein A-like. The record is from RefSeq and is a predicted model, not a curated record. Gene Ontology annotation, cellular component: cytoplasm; nucleus. The transcript is spliced from 6 exons. Gene Ontology annotation, molecular function: RNA binding. The coding region runs from base 198 to 1319 and encodes 373 amino acids. NCBI's taxonomy places the organism in Eukaryota, Viridiplantae, Streptophyta, Magnoliopsida, Zingiberales, Zingiberaceae.
GGGUUUGCUUAGGCUUCUGGCGUGAAAGCCCAUUCGUGCGGGAAGAUUGCGGCUAGGGUUUUGGCUCGCCUAUCCCACCCCUUCGUUGAUCGCUUGCUCUUUCAAAUGGCGAUUGCAUCCCUGCGGCGGCUAUGCUAAUCCCAUACAUUACGCUGGCGCAGUUCUGAGGCCGGAAAUUUGGACGAUAUCUUGCGGUCAUGGCUACCAUCAAUCCCUUCGACGUACUGGGCGACGACGACAACGAUGACCCAUCGCAGCUCAUCGCCGCCCAGCAGCAGCAGUUGGCGGCCAAAAAGCCGGCUGUGCCAACCGCUGUCAGUCCGGUAGUGGCGAAGCUUCCCACGAAACCGCUCCCCCCUUCACAGGCCGUGAGGGAGUCGAAGGAAGCGAGGGACAAUGUUGCACCAGCACGUGGUGGGGCUGGCCGUGGGCGAGGCGGUGGACGAGGUCCAAAUCGUGACUUCGGAAAUGAGAACUCGAAUGGGCAUAACCGGCCCUAUGGUGGUGGUCGUGGUGGUGGUGAAGAUGGUGAGGUUGACAAGCCUGAGAGAGUACGCCCCCCACACCAGCCUUUCAGCGGCGGCCGUCGCGGUGGAUACGGUGGCCGUGGUGGCUAUGGCAAUGGUGAAUUUGGAGGUAACUCUGAAAGGCCUCCACGCAGAUUGUUUGAGCGUAGGAGUGGCACCGGCCGCGGCGAGGAGGUGAAGCGUCAAGGUGGAGGACGUGGCAACUGGGGAAUUGCUACUGAUGAGACACUUGCACAGGAAAAGGAUGAUGUCAUGAAGUCCGAUGAAAAUUUGCCAACUGAGGGCCAUGCAGUACAGGAAAAUGCGCCUAUAACAGAGGAGAGCAAGGAUAAGGAAGGGAUAACUAUUGAGACUGAAGAAAAGGAAGAGGAUAAGGAGAUGACUUUGGAAGAAUAUGAGAAAGUAAAAGAGGAGAAAAGAAAAGCCUUGCUUGCUCUGAAAGCUGAGGAGCGGAAGGUUGAAAUCGACAAGGAUUUGCAGGCAAUGCAGCUGCUAGCAACAAAAAAAGAAAUUGACCCUAUUUUUGUUAAGUUGGGUUCUGACAAGGAUAUAGGGAAAAAGAAAGAUAAUGUUGAUCGUGAUGAAAAGAAUAGAAAGCCCUUGAACAUGAAUGAGUUCUUCAAGACUGGCGAUGGCAAACAGUCCUACAGUUCAGGUGGACGAGGACGUGGAAGGGGAAGAGGUAACCGUGCACCAUUCGGAAGUGGUUUUGGAGGUAGGGGCACGAACUAUAUCACUGAAGCCCCAUCAAUUGAAGAUCCCGGCCAGUUUCCCACACUCGGCGGGAAAUAGAGAAACUCCAAGUCUUCCAAACUGUGUGCCAGUUUCUGAGAUUCUUAGUUCUUUAUCUAAGACUUGCUUUACUUCCUGAGAAGUAAACAUUGUGUGGGUUAUUUAGUUCAUCUUUUCAAUUUAUGUAUAUUGACAGCCGGCUCUCCGGCUGUCUCUCGCAACAGCAUGCUUUGUUACUUUAAUUUGCAUUUAAACAAUGUUUAGUAAGUUCAGUUUUGAUCA